CCGCACUUUUACGAAUUGCGCAAGCACCCUCUCCUUCAUCACCACAACUCAAGUGAAAGAGCAGUCAAGAUGUUGAUUCCCAAGGCCGACCGCAAAAAGAUCCACGAGUACCUCUUCCGCGAGGGUGUGCUCGUUGCGAAGAAGGACUUCAACCAGCCCAAGCACAACGAGAUUGACACCAAGAACCUCUACGUGGUCAAGGCUUGCCAAUCCCUCACCUCCCGCGGCUACCUCAAGACCCAAUUCAGCUGGCAAUGGUACUACUACACCCUCACGCCUGAGGGCCUCGACUACCUCCGCGAAUGGCUCCACCUUCCCGCCGAGAUCGUCCCCCAGACGCACGUCAAGCAGCAGCGUUCGCACGCUCCUCCCCGCGGCAUGGGCGGUGACGGAGACCGCGGUGAGCGCCGUGGCGGUGGCCGUGGUGGCCCGCGAGGCGACCGUGGCGAAUACAGGCGCCGUGAGGGCGGUGACAAGGAGGGCGGCAUGGGCGGCAGCGGAUUCAACCCUGAGUUCCGCGGUGGCUUCGGCCGUGGUCGUGGUGCUGCGCCACCUGCCGCAUCGUAGCGCGAUGGGGAUGGUGCCGCAGCCUGGGCCAAUGGCGACACUACUGCGACGCAGACGGAGGAGGUGGUGGGCGACUGGGCGGCGGGCGAGGGAGGACAGACUGGUGGAAGCUGGUAGUCCUCCAGCUCGUGCCUGGUAGGCUCAUGGUUCUUUAGAGUCAUUCACCGAAGCGACUUGGCUACAUGCCAAUGUGUAAGUUAGACAAACCAGGCCGCAGCUUUGAAAUUGACAUGUGCUCUCAUCACUGU
This is a messenger RNA of Neohortaea acidophila, 815 nucleotides long. Its product is annotated as Plectin/S10 domain-containing protein. The record is from RefSeq and is a predicted model, not a curated record. Gene Ontology annotation, molecular function: RNA binding; structural constituent of ribosome. Gene Ontology annotation, cellular component: cytosolic small ribosomal subunit. The transcript has 3 exons. Lineage: Eukaryota; Fungi; Ascomycota; Dothideomycetes; Mycosphaerellales; Teratosphaeriaceae. The coding region runs from base 70 to 567 and encodes 165 amino acids.